Molecule: messenger RNA, 744 nt
Organism: Symbiodinium sp. CCMP2592
Lineage: Eukaryota; Dinophyceae; Suessiales; Symbiodiniaceae
Source: the annotation of a GenBank genome assembly
AUGUUUCCUGGAGGACAAUGCGUGAUCGUUGACUUGCCAGACCAACUGAGGAAGCCCUCCGUCGCAGGGAGUAAAGAGGCCCUUCUCCUGGGAGACAGCUGGGCGGCCUAUGCCGGGACAAGCCUGAAGGACCACUGUGCCGGAUUGGCUGCCGUGGUGAACCGUGGUCUCGCAGGGACCACAGCUGCGGAUUGGGCUGCCAAUCUGGACUGUGCCACUGCCCCACAAUCCUUUUGCUGCCAGCACGCCGGCGAGGCAAGCUGCAGCGUGUCUCAGGCAGUCGGGCUUCUCCCAUCUGAUGGAUCCAGAGUGGUGUGGGUUAGCCUCGGUGGCAACGACUACAUCCUAUCGCAUUGCAGCACAGACACUGCGUCCUUGGAUAAGCUGCAGCAGGACAUUGAAAAGGUCAUCCGUGAUCUUCAAUGGCUGGCCCCGAAGCUACACGUCGUCGUCACCGGCUAUGCCGCACCCAGCGGCCCUCUGUAUUGGACCACUGGGUGCGAUUCGCCAGAGGCGCUCCAUCCCUUGAAUGAGGUCGUGCGCAGAGCAGCAAUCGCUCAGAACGUGACCUUCGUCAAUGUCUCGAGGAUCGCUGGUGGCAGCUCGACAGUCCACAGCCAGCCGGAGUUUUACAAGGACCCAAUCCAUCUCAACAGUCGAGGUUACUGCAAACUGUGGACGGAUCCAGUGCUGCAAGAAGCCAUGGGCUGCAGUGCCUCGGCAUUGCGUGGGGCUUCUUGCUAG